Messenger RNA from Loxodonta africana (African savanna elephant), 3203 nucleotides. RefSeq names its product Src homology 2 domain containing F (gene SHF). Gene Ontology annotation, molecular function: phosphotyrosine residue binding. NCBI's taxonomy places the organism in Eukaryota, Metazoa, Chordata, Mammalia, Proboscidea, Elephantidae. The transcript is spliced from 4 exons. The coding region runs from base 1 to 1053 and encodes 350 amino acids. The record is from RefSeq and is a predicted model, not a curated record.
AUGCUGCUGAGCGGAGCUCCUCCGGCCGGCUCCGGCCCCGGGCCGCGGGCGCAGGCCAGCGCGGGGGGCGGCCCGGGGGGGCCGCGCCGGAGCGCCGGGGGUGCGGGAGCUGGCCCAGGAGGGGGCGGCAGCGGCGGAGUGGCCAAGUGGCUCCGGGAGCACCUGGGCUUCCGCGGGGGCGGCGGUGGUGGCGCGGGAGGCAAGCCGGCGCCCCCCGAGCCCGAUUACCGCCCCCCGGCGCCCUCGCCGGCCGCGCCCCCCGCGCCGCCCCCGGACAUCCUGGCAGCUUACCGGCUGCAGCGGGAGCGCGACUUCGAAGACCCCUACUCCGGGGGGCCGUCCGGCUCCGCCGCCCUCGCCACUCCCGCCGUCCCCGGCCCCACGCCGCCCCCGCGCCACGGCUCGCCCCCGCACCGCCUCAUUCGGGUCGAGACUCCUGGGCCCCCAGCGCCCCCUCCCGAGGAGCGAAUCUCCGGACCCCCCGCCAGCAGCGACAGGCUGGCAAUCCUAGAAGACUAUGCGGACCCGUUUGACGUUCAGGAGACUGGCGAAGUCCCAGCAGGAGCUUCAGGAGCCCCAGAGAAGAUCCCUGAAAAUGAUGGCUACAUGGAACCCUAUGAAGCCCAAAAGAUGAUGGCUGAGAUCCGGGGCUGCAAGGAGACAGCAGCUCAGCCCCUGCCUCUGUAUGACACGCCCUAUGAGCCAGAGGAGGAGGGGGCAGCCCCAGAGGGCGAGGGGGCCCCCUGGUCCUGGGAGUCCCGCCUGCCUGAGGAUGAUGAGAGACCCCCCGAGGAGUAUGACCAGCCCUGGGAGUGGAAGAAGGAGCGGAUUUCCAAAGCCUUUGCAGAUGGUACCACGGGGCCAUCAGUCGCACAGACGCCGAGAACCUGCUCCGGCUGUGCAAAGAGGCCAGCUACCUGGUACGCAACAGUGAGACCAGCAAGAAUGACUUCUCCCUCUCCCUCAAGUGAGUGUGGCUGGCCUCAGGUUGGGGGACAGCAGGCAGGACGGGGGGACUCCAUUAUUCUCCCCGUGCCCAGCCAAGCUGGGUGAGCCCUAUCCCCAGUGAGCUCUGAAGGUUCAUGUGGACACCUGGCAGUCACCGGGGAUCCCAAGACACCUGAGACUCAGCCCUGCUCUCAAGGAACUCAGAGUCCUUUGGGGGAAACUGUUGAACUACAGCUUUGGAAGGGUUCUGUCACCUGCUACCUGUGUGGCCUUGGGGUCCCCUUAUUGUCUCUAGGCCUUGGUUUCGUUACUUAUCAAAUGGGGGCAUAAUAAUGUCUGCCUUAUAGGAAAGGAGUAAUGAAAUGAUGUAUGGGAAGCCCUUAGCAUGGUGCUAAGUGCUCAGUAAAUUAUACUCAUCUUCAUUAUUAAUGGAAGUCCAAGGUGUUCCAGAGCCACAGGUGAGGGGUAAGCAGCUUUGUCUGCGGGAGUCUGCAGGGUGAGAUGGGGGGUGGGUCUUGGAAGGAGGGCAGGGCAGUGGACACAGGCUUUUGCUAUCCACUGUGAACAAGUGGUCAGAGGGUCUGGGUGCUAGUGGCUGACAACGGAGCUUUAAAGGGUCCUCAAAGAGGUGGAGGAGGCAGGGGCCUUCCCAUCAGCCUUCUUCCUUGGGAGCAAAUACACACAGGCCAGCAGGGGACUCCCAGGCUCCCCUGGCAAGCCCCCCGCUUGGCACCCAGGAGUUCUACCUGGAGAGCCUGCACCCAUGUGAGGCAGCCAGUUGGUGAAUAUUCACCCAGCCCCAUUACUGGGGCACCUGCACCACUUCCUACCACAUUCCCUGGGGGCAUUAGAGCAUAGUAUACCCCACUUCACACAUUCCGUCUGUGGAAGCUGGGAACUACUAAACAGAUAUGUCUGGGUGAUGAUUACUCAACUUCACUAAAGGAUAAUGGGAAAAGUGCCAGGCUAUAAUCAAGAAGCUUGAGUUCUAGUCUUGGGUUUGAUAAAACUAGCGAUAUGACCCUAGGCAAAUUACUUAAUCUCUCUGGGCCUUAAAGAGCCCUGGUAGCUCAGUGUUUAAGCGAGAAAGGUCAGCAGUUCGAACCCACCAGUUGCACCAUGGGAGAAGAGACCUGGCACUCUGCUCCCGUGAAGAUUACAGCCUGUGACACCCUAUGAAGCAGUUCUACUGUCCUGUAGAGUUGCUAUGAAUCAGAAGCAACUCUACAGCACACAACAGCUCUGGGCCUUGGUUUCUCCAUCUGCAAAAUGGAAACUUCUGAAAUUUCUCCCCACUCCUAUGCUCUAGGAGUCUGUGACUCAUUAAAUCAAAGGAGCAUUUAAGAAAAAUUUAUCUGUCAAAAAUUUGAUUUACAUAACUUCAGGAACGUAUAUUGCUUAAAAAAUUAUAAUUAGGUUUCUUUCGUUUACUAUGUACAGACAGUACAUACACCGUCUCCAAACACACAAUCACCCUACAAGAUUGUUGUUGUUAGGUGCCAUUGAGUUGGUUCUGACUCGUAGCAACUCUGUAUACAACAGAACAAAACACUGCCCAGUCCUGCGCCAUCCUCACAAUCGUUACUAUAUUUGAGCCCAUUUGUUCCGGGCUAUUCAUAAGGUUUUCACUAGCCAGUUUUUUUAGAAGUAGAUUGCCAAGUCCUUCUUCCUAGUCCGUCUUAGUCUAGAAGCUUCACUGAAACCUGCCCACCAUGAGUGACCCUGCUGGUAUUUGAAAUACCACUGGCAUAGCUUCCAGCAUCACAGCAACACACAAACCACCACAGUGUAACAAACUGACAGAUGAGUGGUGGUAGUUUAGCAGUUAUGUAAUGAUGUAGUCAUCUUCCAUAAUGUGAUCUAAUGUGAUCAAUCAGCCACAUCAACCCUACAAGGCAGAUCCGUUUUUUAUAGACCAAAAAUAGAUUCAAAAAGGGACAUGUCUUGAUGGAGGCCACCAGCUAGUAAAGUGCCAGAAUCAGCAUUUGAACUCAGUUCAGUCUGACUCCAAGAACCACGCUGUGCUGUUCCAUGGCACAGCUCCACCCUUCACUAGUGUAGUAUAGUCUGGUACCACCCAAGGUAAGGGAAGAUGUCAGGGGUCUGGCUCCCCAGGGCGGAGCCUGGCAGGUGGCCCUGCUUUAGCGUAAGGGUAAAAAGGGGAGGCAGGCCUGGGAGAGGCUAGGCAGGCCUAGACACAGCCUCCAGCCCAGGCUGAUCUCUCUGCCAGAGUCUCGUUUGCAUAUAAAUGGCUU